This is a messenger RNA of Diorhabda sublineata, 2974 nucleotides long. It is a transcript of the gene Kni, whose product is annotated as knirps-related protein-like. The transcript has 3 exons. The record is from RefSeq and is a predicted model, not a curated record. NCBI's taxonomy places the organism in Eukaryota, Metazoa, Arthropoda, Insecta, Coleoptera, Chrysomelidae. Gene Ontology annotation, biological process: regulation of DNA-templated transcription. Gene Ontology annotation, molecular function: sequence-specific DNA binding; zinc ion binding; DNA-binding transcription factor activity. Bases 308 to 1285 code for a protein of 325 amino acids.
ACUCAUUUCUCAACAGAUCUUUGCAGAAGCUUCACUAGACGACUGUUGCGAUCAAAUUAGUCGUUUACCGAUGCAUCAGCUGAUUCUGGACUCUACUUUUAAUGUACGGUGAUAACUGAUAACAUAAACAUUGAUUUAGAGAUCAAGUCGUGGUGGUUUCCAAAUUAGCACCAGUGAAAGUGUAUUGUUUGUUAUGUGUAUUAGUGGACGGAUUUCAUGUGCAAAGUGACAAGCUUACUCAGUGUUUUCACGUGAAAGGACCUUGCAAGGACUUAGUGAUCUACUAUUAGGACGUUAUAUUUUUAAGAUGAAUCAAACUUGUAAAGUGUGUGGAGAGCCAGCGGCGGGUUUUCAUUUUGGAGCCUUUACAUGCGAAGGUUGCAAGUCAUUCUUUGGAAGAUCCUACAACAACCUCAGCUCAAUAUCAGAAUGCAAAAAUAAUGGAGAAUGCGUCAUAAAUAAGAAAAAUCGCACAGCUUGCAAAGCCUGCAGAUUACGAAAAUGUCUAUUAGUGGGAAUGUCGAAGAGCGGUUCUCGUUACGGUAGACGAUCCAAUUGGUUCAAGAUCCAUUGUUUGUUACAAGAACAACAACAACAACACAUGGCGCAUGUUUCGCAAAAUAUGAAACCUCCGCAAAAAUCUCUCCACCAACCUCCACUUAGUAUGGGAUUACUCGGGAUGAAUUCAUUCGCGUCGCCGCUACUUCAUCUGUCAAAACCUAAAGAAGAACAUUUCUCUCCAGGUUUAGACGACUAUAAACAUUCUGUAUCGCCGCAAGUUAGUUCACCGGAAUCGCAUAAUUCAGAUUCGUCCGUUGAAGUUAGCGACGCUCGAAGACUUCCGUUAUUCCCUGCUCUAAUGCCGCCUACGUUUCUACCACCUCCUGGUCUUUUAUUCUCAUCGGGCUAUCCUCCUUUGUAUCCCGGUUUGCUGCAGCCUGCUAACAACAAUAGAUUCAUGAGAAACCAUAAUCAUGGUGUAGAAGCUUUCAAUAAACGUGUGUUUUUAGACGCUGUGCUUCAAUCCCAACGAUCUCCGACACCCGAAGAAAGAACAACUCCCGCUUCGACGGACACUGCGAUGCAAGAAGAUCCCAUAGAUUUGAGUAUGAAGACCAACAGUGAAAGGGGAUCUUCUCCAGCGCAGAGUGAUAGAUCUGGUUCGGGAACAGAAAGAGGGAAUGGUAGCGAAGCAGACGAAGAAAGUGAUUGCAAUUCAGACAGAGAAAUUAAAAGGAUACAGCUGCAUAGGCCCACUCCAUUAGAUUUAACAACGAAAGUGUGAUUUAAAGAAAUUGUUUCUUGUUUUUAAAAUUGCAUUUAGAGUACCUGAUAAAUCGGAGAGGAAGAUUUUCAGGUCAAUGAUUUUCUGGUCGAAUUUUCGUGAUAUUCGGAAGUAUUGCUAUAGAUUCUAAUUGUCUUAUAGCAAUUUGCCAGAAAAUUCUGAUAACAAAAUGAUAUUUUGUUAUAAAAUUCUCAAAAUUGAUUUUGGUUGAUACUUAAACAUAUUGAAAAUAUAAUUUAAUCAAGACACAAUCCACAAUUAACUUUGUAUAAACCACCUAGCACUAGUAUAACUCAUGAUUGUCAUUCAAUAUUGAUUUUUCAUUUAAUUUAGAAUGUGGUUCAUUUGGCAAGAUAUUAACUUCAUUAUUUCGCAGUGUAUCGAAUUUAUGCACUUUACUGGGUCAACAAAAUGUCUUUGGCAGGUCAUCCUCUCAAUUUUUACACCAUCCAUUAGACGUGUAUUGUUCUCUGGUACCUGUCAAUCCGGAAUCGGAGUUCCCACGGCGAUCUAGAUCUACAAGCUCGAAAACAAUGCUCAACAAUUAACUCUCCUCAAGAACAAUCAAUAAAAAUCUAACGGAACGAGCGUGGUUACACAUUUAAAGAAAACAUUGGUGUUAUGUAGUUCUGAAAUUGUUUCCUACAGCGCCGUGAUCAGCAUAUCUUAUCAGGAACGGACUAGUUGAUACGAAUGAUUUGAUUUGAAAUUGAAAUUAAGAGCACAGAAAAUAUUCACAAGCUUGUACGUUAAUUAUCUUCGCAAGCAAAUUAUUAGUGGUCAUGAGAAAUAAUCCAAAUGAAGUUGAGUACUAGAAGAGUACGAAUAACAUUGAAAAUUGAAUCACAGGAAGGCUUGAGACCCAUUUAAUUUCCCUUUAUUUUUUUCAAUUUGGAAACAACACAUUUUCAUAUUUUUCUCUUUAUAUAUUAUUUCUAGUUCUGCUAUGUGGUCUCCUAGCAUUUGACGUUUUUAUUGGCACCAUCAGAAUAGAUGCUUGAUCUUCUCUUCUCCAUUAGACUAUUUGCUAUAUUAUCACUCCCAAUUUCAGCAAUCUUGUACCAGUAAUGUCCAGUAAUCACCCCAAUAGUCUUCUGUAUUGAGUGAUUCGUAAAUCUUAUUAUUUUUUUUUGUUGUGUCUUAGACAAGUCGCAUUGUAUACCUGUUUGAAUAUAAUAUAAGCUAAUGUUUGGCUAGUAAGAAAUUACAAACCCAACAAUUCAUCAGUUGUAUAAAUACAGAGAAUGUCACAAAACUUUUUCAGCCAAAAAAGUGUCAAGUCCUUCUCUGGUGAUCAGUAUAUCUGAUGUUAUAUGCAAACUCAUUUCUCUACGUGAGUCUUUGUGGCUCGACUUUUCAGUUUCGGUAUGUAAUAGUAUAUCUUUCAAGUGGAAAAUCAGUCACGAUCACAUAGUGGGCAAAGAGACAUAGUCAAAGAGCUCUUGUUGAGUGAUGAAAUCGCGUAUGCCCAAUACGAUUUUAAGAAAAAUUCCCUUAAAAUUUUCAAAAAAUUCCACUCUUUUCACAAAAAAAAAUAUAUUUUCAGUUCAAUUUUCAAUAUAGGCACUUUGUAGAUUCAAUUGAAAUAGGGUACUUUCAUUUUUUAUAAAGUAUUAAUUUUUUUUCUAUUUUAUCAGUUCUUAAUAGGAAAUAAUGCCAGACAGUAAAAUAUGAAAAGUGAAAAAAAAA